AUGGGUCAGACACUUUCAGCACCUAUCACAGAGAAGCACUCGACUUCGGGUCACGAUGAACGUCUUGCUUAUGGCGCGUCAUCUAUGCAAGGAUGGCGAAUCUCAAUGGAGGAUGCGCACACAACCUUGCUGCAGUUAGAGAACGCCCCCAAAGGAACUUCCUUUUUCGCCGUUUAUGAUGGUCAUGGAGGUCCUAAUGUUGCCAUGUUUAGCGGGGAGGCUUUACACAAGAAGAUCGUGGCUGAUUAUGCCUUCUCGAAGGGUGAUUAUAAAACUGCAAUCAAGAAUGGAUUCUUGGAAAUGGAUCGUGCUCUUCGCCAUGAUCCCGAGUAUGGCUGCGAUUCAUCUGGAUGCACCGCCAUUACUGCAACCAUUACAGACAAUAAUAUACUCUAUGUGGGAAAUGCCGGUGAUUCUCGUGCCGUCCUUGGCUCUAAUGGAACAGCUAUUGCCAUGUCGAAUGACCACAAACCAAUGAACAAAGCGGAAGCAGCUAGAAUCGUCGCUGCAGGAGGGUUUGUUCAAUAUAACAGGGUAAAUGGAAACCUUGCAUUAUCACGAGCGUUGGGUGAUUUUGAAUUUAAGAUGAAUGCGAUGCUCGGACCUGAGGAACAAAUCGUCACUGCUAAUCCAGCCAUCAGGGAGCAUAAAAUAACGGAUGAGGACGAGUUUUUAGUCCUUGCAUGCGAUGGCAUUUGGGAUUGUAUGAGUUCUCAGGAUGUAAUAACUUUUAUCCGCAAGGGUAUUGCCGAUAAAAUCCCUCUGGAAAGAAUCUGCGAGAUGACUAUGGAUCAUUGUUUGGCAUCUGAUUGUGAUAUGGCAUACGUUGGCUGCGAUAAUAUGACUAUUAUUAUUGUGGCAUUUUUAAAUGGAAGGACUGUUGAAGAAUGGUAUGAGCAUGUCAGCAACCGCGUUGCUGUACGAUUGGGCCCAGAAAACCCCUCGGAGAGCCGUCCCAAUGGAGACGAAGAUCCCGAUGGCACGGCUGGGGAUGGUCAACUGUUGCCACCGCCAUCGAAAGCGGAGAGUCACCCACUCUAUUAUAUGGACAAUGUAGAUAUGGAGUAGGGUCUAAGAACGGGGGGAUAGUGUACCCAACCGAUCUGUAUCAUCAAUCAUUUCAUCGGGCAUAUUGUUCAUCAUUUCAUUACUUUUUUUUUUUCUUUUAUCAUAUUCAGUUUCACAUUGUACUGUGCAAGCAUAUCCAUGGUAUCUUAUUCCAAUAUUCAAUAUCCACACAUGUACCCAUAUCAAAAGC
Molecule: messenger RNA, 1258 nt
Organism: Lobosporangium transversale
Lineage: Eukaryota; Fungi; Mortierellomycota; Mortierellomycetes; Mortierellales; Mortierellaceae
Product: phosphatase 2C-like domain-containing protein
Exons: 8
Coding region: 1-1068 (355 amino acids)
Biological process (GO): protein dephosphorylation
Molecular function (GO): protein serine/threonine phosphatase activity; cation binding
Source: RefSeq, a predicted model, not a curated record